AUGCACUUUAGACUUGCCAGUCUCGUUUUAUGGAUUCUCUUCCCUCUUUUUGUUCUUGGGGAAGUCAGCAACUACAAAUCUUAUGGAGUGGGCGGUCAAUCAUUUUUGGCCUGUGGCGUUUCGCUCUCAAGGCUGGCGAAAUUUUGCAAACUCAAAGGUUAUGCAUGUUUCUGCUCUAGUGAAAUAGGUAUCGCAACUAUGGCUGGAUGUUUGGCUUAUGACCACAAGAACAAGACAGGUAUCAAGUAUUGGCGUGGUUAUUGUGCUGAGAACUACGAGACAGAAUUAACCCAAGAAAAAAUCGAAGAAGGUUACAAAUAUUACCUAGAGAGUGCCAUUCCUGCUAGUGAAAUGGAGAACUUCAAUAAAACUGUUCCAGUUAAAGUUCCUUUGAAAAUCAAUGAAACAAGCAUCAAGCUCUUUGAGGAAUCUUAUAAAGUAUUCUUGGGGAACUACGACCACUCGUUGUAUUAUGGCGCUGGAUGCCUAGGAUACUGGGGGCUCAUUAUUAUCAUUGCAAUGGUUUUCAACUGGAGCUCCAUUCUUUUCCCAAACUUAAAGUACACAUUUGAUGGUAAGUUUUCCAGAGCGUGGAGAAAAUACCUUACUUUACCUGCCUUAGGGAAAAACAAAAGGGCCGAAUCCCAACGCUUCAUGUAUGUGCUUGAGUUUCUUGUUCCAUCUAGAUUGGAGACCCUAGUAGUGUUCUUCUUCUUUUGGCUUUGCUUCAUCGUCAAUGCCACCGAAAUUUACUAUGUGAAAAACGAUCCCCUUUUUGAUACUAGACUGCAAGCCAUCAACCGGUUUGUUGGAGAUAGAACGGGUAUCAUAUGUACUGUUCUUACUCCGUUACUUGUGUUAUUUGGAGGUAGAAACAACUUUGUCCAACUUUUAACAAGAUGGAAGUAUUCUACUGUCAUGGUAUACCAUCGUUGGAUUGCAAGAUUGGUUGUUCUUAUGGCCUUCAUUCAUUCUCUUUGUUAUACAGUGUUAUUUAUCCAGAGAUCCGACUAUUCUGAGAGCAUGGCUGAAAACUACCUUAUUUGGGGUGUAGUUGCAACAACAUGUGGUGCCCUUCUUUGUUUCCAAGGUCUUUUGUUCUUGAGACGAAACUGGUAUGAAAUGUUUUUGGUGCUUCAUAUUCUCCUCGCUGUAUUCUUCCUUGUGGGGCUUUACUAUCACGUUUGGGAAUUAGGAUACGUCCAAUUAGUUUACCCUUGCUUUGCUGUUUGGGGAUUUGACCGUUUUAUGCGCUUGGUGAGGCUCUUCAUUUUUGGAUUUCCGGUUGCUACGGUGUCGUUGGUAGCAAACGAAACUAUUACCGUCAGAGUUAAAAAACCCACAUAUUGGAAAGUAACCCCUGGUGGGCAUGCUUGGCUUUAUAUUGCUGGAGGAUGGUAUUUCUGGCAAUCGCAUCCUUUCACAUUAGUUGACCGGAAUGAUGGGACAAUUAUCUUCUAUUGCAAAGUGAAGCAUGGAGUCACGAACAAUCUAGCCAAAAAGUUAGCAAAUAUUCCAGGGAAAUCCAUGCAGAUGCAUGUUGGAGUGGAAGGCCCAUAUGGAGAGACCAAACCGAUUAAGGGCCACUCGAAUGUGGUUUUCGUGGCGGGCGGAAGUGGUAUUCCAGGAAUUUAUUGUGAAGCGGUCGAUUUGGCUAGAAAAGGAGCUUCAAACAAACAGGCAAUUAAACUUAUUUGGAUAAUAAGAGAGCUUAAGAGCUUGGCAUGGUUUUGGGAGGAGCUUCAAGCAUUGAAAGACACCAAGAUUGAUACCACGAUUUACGUGACGCGGCCCGAUAUUUUAGAGGGCACAGACGAAUUUCAAUCUUUGGUCACAGCGGACUCCAACUCAGAUAAAUAUGAAGGCAAGGAUAAUUUGCGUAUCUGGGACCAGUUGGAAUCUGAGUUGCCACAUAUUCAGAUUUUGGAAGGUCGUCCAUGCCUAGAGGGAAUAAUUGUAUCUGAAAUUGCAGAGGCAGCCAACAGCAUUGCUUUUAUUUCUUGUGGACAUCCAGCAAUGGUGGAUGAUAUAAGAUACAAUGUCGUUCAGCAAAUUGAUAAGUCCCAAAAACGGGUAGACUUUUACGAUGCCCUCGAGGUUUGGGCAUAG
Molecule: messenger RNA, 2109 nt
Organism: Clavispora lusitaniae ATCC 42720
Lineage: Eukaryota; Fungi; Ascomycota; Pichiomycetes; Serinales; Metschnikowiaceae
Product: Ferric reductase NAD binding domain family protein
Biological process (GO): iron ion transport; copper ion import; intracellular iron ion homeostasis
Cellular component (GO): plasma membrane
Molecular function (GO): ferric-chelate reductase activity
Source: RefSeq, a predicted model, not a curated record